Saccostrea cuccullata (small rock oyster) is the source of this 464-nucleotide messenger RNA. RefSeq names its product complement C1q-like protein 3. The annotation marks the transcript as partial. The transcript has a single exon. The record is from RefSeq and is a predicted model, not a curated record. NCBI's taxonomy places the organism in Eukaryota, Metazoa, Mollusca, Bivalvia, Ostreida, Ostreidae. Gene Ontology annotation, molecular function: protein binding.
UUAUUAACAGAUGGCAUCGUUUGAACCAGCCAACUACUGUUGCAUUUUACGCUUAUUAUUCAAAUUCAUUCAAAGCCCUACCAAAAGGACAAACCCUCGUCUUUGACAGUGUUGAGAUAAACCUUGGAAAUGGAUACAAUAAAAGAACCGGAAUUUUCACAGCCCCAACUUCUGGAGUAUAUAGCUUUACUUGGACAUUGAUAGCUGCAGGAAUACACGUGGCAGGAUCGUCCGGGCAAUACGGGGAGAUGGGCGCCGCGUUAAAGCACAAUGGCGUCAUCAAGGGCGCCAUUGCUGCAGAUACUGAGAAGGCAUAUGACGCAGGAGCUGCUACCGGUUUUGCUAUUUUGUAUCUCAGAGGUGGAGACGAGCUGAUGCUUGUUUCCCCCACGCCAGGUCAAGGUUCUAUGUACAGUGACAACAAAAACGGACGAACCUCAUUUUCUGGGUUCAAGAUUGCUUAA